AUGUGGAAAUCCGUUCUUGAUUUAAAAGAUUCAAAAAUCUUAGUAUUCGUUAUUGUUUACCUCUCUUUCCUUUUGGAUAAUGUUUUAUUAACGGUCGUCGUUCCAAUAAUACCGGAUUACCUAUUUUCAAAAGAUGUAGAAAACUCGGUUGCUAACCGAUUAUCUUUAAGCCCCAUUCAAAGAAAAUUCGAACAAUUCGAAAAAAAUAACGGCCCUUUAGGAGCACUUUUAGCCUCGAAAGCUUUCGUCCAAUUAAUUUUUACACCCGUAGUGGGAUAUUUAACAGGAAAAUAUAAUUAUAACGUUCCUCUUUUGAUUGGAUCUUGCAAUAUGUUAAUAGCAACUAUACUUUUUGCUUACGGAAAAUCUUAUGGGGUACUCGUAUUAGCGCGAGCUUUACACGGAAGCUCUUCCGCAGCAAUCGGAGUUAGCGGAAUGUGUAUUUUAGCAAACACCCUCCCCAAAGACUAUCGAUUACGAUUUAUGCCGAUAGCGUUUGGAGGAAUCGCGCUUGGAGUAUUAAUUGGAUAUCCUUUAGGAGGAGUUGCUUAUCAGUUUAUUGGGAAAUCAGCACCAUUUUUGAUCAUAGCUUUUUUUAUCAUUAUAAAUAUCUUAUUACAAGUAAUGAGACUUGAAAAGUCUUCAAAUACAAAUGAAGAGGAUGGUGUUGAUAAUGUAAAUUGGAUCGAAUUAAUGAAAUACCACAAAACUAUUAUUAUAGCUGCUUCGAUUUGCAUCUCAACUGGUGCUAUGGCUAUUUUGGAACCUUGUAUUCCGAUGUGGAUGAUUGCUCAUUUUGAUCCUCCACCAAGUAAAUGGCAACUUGGAGCUGUUUUUAUCCCUGAUAGUGUUGGGUAUUUAAUAGGAUCGAAUUUUAUAGGAUUAUUAUCAAUAACUUCUUGGAGGAUCGCUUUAGGAGCUAUGACUCUUAUUGGAUUAUGUUGUUGUGCAAUUCCUUUAGCUGCCACAAUAAGUAAUUUAACCCUACCUCAUUUCGGAUUAGGUUUCGGAGUUGGUGCUGUUGACGCAGCUUUAGUUCCGUUAUUAGCAAAUUUGGUUGAUAUGCACAAAAGCACCAAAUACGGUCCAAUUUAUACCCUGCAACAAAUGUCCGUUAGUUUAGCUUAUUGUUUCGGACCUUUACUUGGAGGUCAAUUGGUGAAUGUCUUAGGAUUUCCGUGGCUUAUAAGAAUAGUCGGAUUUACGAACAUCAUAUUUUGCCCAUUUUUAGUUUAUUUAGAAACAACUAAGAAGAAACAACCACUAUCUGAGGAACAAACCUUACCAUCUUACGCAUCUUUAUCGACGGAAUCUUGCGAAGAUUGGGAAUAAAAUAUGAUGUGUAUUAAGUGGUGUAAAGAAUUGAAUCUAUUGUAGAGUUACCCAACUUAUCCAUCGAGAAAGUAAUUUAAUAUUAGGUUUCCCUCUCAGCUUUAGGGGAUAAAUCAGUGUUCCCCGGGGUACACGGUCGGACGCGUACUAAAUUCGUUUGAACCGACCCGCACCACUUAACUCGAUAUUCUUAUUUGCGUUGUAAGUUAAGAAGAAUACUUUGUUUAUCUUUGCUUGGGUUGCCCCAGAGCAUAUAGGAUCGAUUUCACAAAUGAAUACAAAUGUCACGAAUCUUUCUCCUACCAGACAAUAUAAAGUCAAUCUAACUUUUCAAUAUUUCUUUUAAUCUAACCCAAAACCUAACAAAUUGAGUUAAAUUAAAUUAAAAUAAA
Onthophagus taurus is the source of this 1724-nucleotide messenger RNA. Its product is annotated as synaptic vesicular amine transporter. The record is from RefSeq and is a predicted model, not a curated record. Lineage: Eukaryota; Metazoa; Arthropoda; Insecta; Coleoptera; Scarabaeidae. Gene Ontology annotation, biological process: transmembrane transport; aminergic neurotransmitter loading into synaptic vesicle. Gene Ontology annotation, cellular component: synaptic vesicle membrane; terminal bouton. Gene Ontology annotation, molecular function: serotonin:sodium:chloride symporter activity.